Fulvia fulva is the source of this 666-nucleotide messenger RNA. RefSeq lists its product as uncharacterized. NCBI's taxonomy places the organism in Eukaryota, Fungi, Ascomycota, Dothideomycetes, Mycosphaerellales, Mycosphaerellaceae. The coding region runs from base 1 to 666 and encodes 221 amino acids. The record is from RefSeq and is a predicted model, not a curated record. The transcript is spliced from 2 exons.
AUGACAGGUACUGUGGCUGCAUCAGCGCAAGCCGCUCAGACAGGAUCAGCCGCACAUAAGCCAUUCCGGUCCAUCGAUCUGUCACCGGAGCUCAAGAACAAGAUCUACACUCUUUUGCUCGUGAAUGACAAGCCUAUCAACAUCCAGAGCUAUACCCGCCCCGGCUCUGGCUCACGCCCAAUAGCACAGGAAAACUCGAUUCAACCAGCCAUUCUUCGCAUCUGCAGUCAGGUACAUAAUGAGGCAGUAUCAAUACUCUACGCCAAUAACACUUUCGACACUUGGUCCGAUAUCGCGCUCCGACGUCUGCUCGAACAGAUAGGUCGCAACGUCAAGCACCUUCGUCAGGUUCAGGUUCGCUACGCCAACACCAAGAUCCAUCUGCAGAAGUCACUCGUCUUGCUCAAGCCGGCUAUCUCUCUCCAGAAGCUCGACAUCGGGUGCAACGCGAGGCGUAGUUUCGGGGCGGCACAGCUUGCUGCAGCCAUGGGCCCAAGGGUGCGGGCGAUGCACAAGGCUCGAUCACGAAUGACGGGGUACAACAUGAAGUACAUUCUGGACGUUAUUGCCAUGACGCCAUCAAGGUUGUACACGACAGCAGAACUACAGGAAGCUGGAGAGUAUGAGAAGCAGGCCAAAGAGCUGAUCGGAGCCACUCCGGAGUGA